UGCAACCUAGUCCCUUAUUGUGAAACAAAGACAUAUAUCAGGCCGUUCGCGUCUGCUGCAAUAUCAAUGUGAGCGGACAUAUUUCAAUAUACAGCUUUUUUAGCAGCAAGAAUGACCUCAGGCAAAUUUCACAACUGUACCACAGUGUCACCAGCAUGCCCGGUGUCGGGGACAACAUAUGGCUAUAUCCCUAAUGCUCCUGCAAAUUAUACACUCGCCGUGGUGUUUGGUAUCUGCGCUUUGUUGCAACUGGCCCUCGGUGUGUUCUUCCGUACGUGGACCUUCAUGAUCGCCUUGGCCGCCGGUUGUAUCAUGGAACUCGUGGGCUAUAUCGGGCGUAUCAAACUGCGCCACAACGUUUGGAAUAGAUCAGCAUUCAGUCAGCAAAUUGUGUGCUUGAUCAUCGCUCCAUCCUUCAUUGCGGCUGGCAUAUACCUCUCCCUCAAACAUAUUGUCCUCUACCUUGGUCCUCAACAUUCAAGAUUAAAACCAAGACUAUACACCUGGGUCUUCAUUGGAUGCGAUAUAUUCUCCAUUGUGGUUCAGGCAGCAGGUGGCGCAAUAGCAGGCAGCGCUAAAAGCGACAACCCGACAUUGCUGAAAGUUGGCAACGAUACAAUGAUAGCGGGCAUUGGGAUACAAGUCGUUACCAUGGUGAUUUGCAGCCUUCUCGCUUUGGAUUUCGCCAUCAGGUACCUCAAACGAGCCGAGCGUCCAAGAAAGAGCAUGUCAAUCGACCACACAAGGUUCCGACUCUUUUGUGUUGCAGAGGUUUUUGCUUUCAUUGCCGUGUUAAUUCGCUGCAUAUAUCGUAUACCCGAAAUGGCUGGCGGCUGGGGAAACUCGCUGAUGAGAAAAGAAGAUGAAUUCUUGAUCCUCGAUGGAAUGAUGGUGGCAUUGGCUGCAGCUACGCUGACCCUAUUUCACCCGGGCCUUUUCUUUCCUUUAAUGAGCGGUCGAUGGAAGACGGAAGCAAAGCUCAACAAUGAACGUGAAGUGUUGUUCUCUAUGCAAGGCAUGCAGCAAGAACAGCAAUCCAAAAGGCCAUCUAGCGGCGCACAUUGAGAGCUAUAUCCAAGCAAGUCAACAACUCCUGAAUCAGAUCUUGGACAGGAAAUCACCAAAAGAAAAGACAGUCCAACAAACAUUUCAAUGAUUAACAUACCAA
Exophiala oligosperma is the source of this 1168-nucleotide messenger RNA. RefSeq lists its product as uncharacterized. Bases 112 to 1065 code for a protein of 317 amino acids. The transcript is spliced from 3 exons. The record is from RefSeq and is a predicted model, not a curated record. NCBI's taxonomy places the organism in Eukaryota, Fungi, Ascomycota, Eurotiomycetes, Chaetothyriales, Herpotrichiellaceae. Gene Ontology annotation, cellular component: plasma membrane; fungal-type vacuole.